AUGUCGUCUGUCCGGGGAUCGUCCGCGACUCCCCACCUCGCCCGCCAGACUCGCUCGCGCCCUUCGCGCGCCAACACUCCUGCGGUCAACGAACCUCUCCCGGCUUUGCAGGCCGCACAAUCCUUCGCCUACGGCGCCCCUGGCAAGGCGCAUCUAAGAAAGCAGGUGAUCACCACCGCUGCAGAGGUGGAUGAAGCGUUCGACAGCCAACCGCGCGCGGACACGCCGCACAUGCCGCCGCCGCCAAGACCAGCACGUCCGGAAAAGGCUCAAGAAUUGUCCAUCACGGAUCCCCACGAACCACGUCGCGGAUUCAAGCCUCAGACUGCUCCCAGUAGUACUGUUCUGAGCCAGAGUACUGGAAUACAAGGAUCUGCCCUUUACCUGAACAGACCUAACAUCGAUCUAGAAGCACCUAUCUCUGCCCCUCCCCGUGCCCGCACACGUGUAGUCCCAACUCCCGGCACAUGGAAGGAUGCCAAACUGGCCUUCUUGAUCUUGUUCUCUGCCGUGGGUCUUUUUGGAUGGAUGUUAACUGGCACUAUGGCACUGAUCAGCUUACGAGUCCCGUCUUUCCUUGCUGGUACCCAGGAGAGGAUCCUCUCCGGGAUGAGAUUCCUCAGUCUACGGCCUCCACAUGAGUGGGAAUAUCGCUGGAACCAGUUUCUACACGACGUAGACUUCAACUACACCAUGCCAAACUUCUCGUACCCAGAAGCGCAGGUAGCCAUCAACCAUUACCUCAAGGUACAUCUGGACAACAACACCGAGGAAGUUCGAGCCCUCCAAGACCGCACGACAGCUCUCGAAUCCCGAACUGAUCUCCACCAAGCAAUGAUCGGAGAGCUGCAGAAGUACCUCCCGAUGAGCGUUGAACUCAACCGCACCGUGGAGAAGAUUGCUGGCAUGGGCCAUCUUGUUCGAAAUCUGGAAGCAUCAGUGCGCGAGAUCAACUACUUCUCCCCAGCACAACGAGCUCUUGUGGAUCCACACUACACCUCGCGUACUCUUGGCCGCCCCGCGACUUGGUCCGAGUGGCUUAUAUGGGCAACUGGUCUUUCGGCGCUGCAGAUCCCACAAACCAACGGCAAUCCGCCAAUCGCAGCUCUGAUGCAGUGGAAAGAGUUCGGCGAAUGCUGGUGUUCCGUUCCAUCUGCGGACGAAAAAGGUCAAGCUCAGCUCGGCAUCAGACUUGGCCACACCGUUUACCCGGAGAAGUUGAUUCUUGAGCACAUCUCGGCAGGCGGUACUCUUGACAUCGCAGGCGCACCUCGCGAGCUCGAAUUCUGGGCUCAGCUCGAAAGUCCUCAAGAAGCUCAGAAAGUCAAGGACCUCCUUGCGCAGCGAGUCCACAUCUCGCAAUCGUACGAAUGCGGCGCGCCCCCAAAAGGCCAACAGAACUGGGUUUGUCUCGGCACCGGCCACUACGACAUUCAUCAAAAGUUUUACGCUCAGGAGUUUGAGUUGCAUGGUAAUUGGGAGGGCAUUCCGGUAACCACGAGCCGAAUGGUGGUCAGAGUGGUCUCGAACUGGGGAGCAGAGGAUCACACCUGCAUCUACCGCGUGCGCAUGACGGGGUCUCAAGCUGCUCAGUUGGUAGAUGUGGAUGAAGAGCUGUGA
Molecule: messenger RNA, 1620 nt
Organism: Lecanosticta acicola
Lineage: Eukaryota; Fungi; Ascomycota; Dothideomycetes; Mycosphaerellales; Mycosphaerellaceae
Source: the annotation of a GenBank genome assembly